Molecule: messenger RNA, 1614 nt
Organism: Naegleria fowleri
Lineage: Eukaryota; Heterolobosea; Eutetramitea; Acrasida; Naegleriidae
Exons: 1
Coding region: 1-1614 (537 amino acids)
Source: RefSeq, a predicted model, not a curated record
AUGAAUCAUCAGCCUCAUCAUCAUUUCCAUCACGGACAUCAUCAUCAUAGAAAGAAUCAUUCCAUCGAUAUUGACCAAAUCUAUCAAUUAUACGAGUUUCCAUUUGAAGCCAUCUUUGAUGUUCCCGAAGCCAAAGAAGAAUUCAGACAAUACUUGAAAAAAGAACACAAUGAAGAACCGUUUCUCUUUUAUGAAGAUGUUGAAGAAUACAAACGGUUGAAAUUUGAAGAAAACAAAGCAAAGAAAGCCAUCGCUAUCUUCAAGAACUAUAUUUUACCAUACAGUCCACACGAAAUUAACAUUUCCGCUCAGUUCAGACAAAAUGCAGUGAAAAGCUUUGAAAACUCAGGUCAACUGCAAAACGAAAAGUCAGUUCUAGUGCCAGAAACCAUUUUUGAUGAGAUCCAAUCUUCCAUCUUUUACAAUUUGAAAAACGACAAUUAUCCUAGGUUUACCGUAUCUCAACAAUUCAAAAACUUUCUCAAACACAAAGACAUUUCUUUCAUUUCAAUGAUUGCCACCAAAAAAAACAACAAAUAUAUGGACUUUAUUCCCAAGUUUGAUGGUCCAAUAUGUGACAGAGACAUUCAAUUCUUUUCAUUUAUGAGUUUUAAUGAGGAUUUGGAGGUAUGGGACGAAGUAAAGGUAGGAGAGGAUGGAAGAAGAGCCUGUUAUCUCUCUAAAAAAGAAUUUUGUCUCAACGAUCAAAUAGAGUGUGAAGAGCAAAUGACAAGAAAAUUGAUGAAACAAAUCUUCAUUGUUCCAUGCAAGAAAGAGGAAGCUCUCAACGUCUUUGCACAUACGCAUUUGAGGAAAGAAAUAUUAGAUCUUGAGAGUGUCAACCAAGUCGAUUUCAACCCAAUUUCUCCAAAUAACAAGUAUGCUCAAUCCAUACUCCAUAUUCAAAUGCAACUGACAGGUUUCAGUUGGAUUAUGAAACCUCGGGAGACGGUAGCUGCGCUCACCGCCAUUUACGACACCAAAAGACAGGCCUAUGGAAUGAUGCUCAAGUCCACAGAGUCAUUGCUUGUUCCACAUCGAAAGUCACACGUACGAUUUAGAAUUUUAUCGUCAACAUUCCUUCAAGAUUGUCCACUCAAUACACAGAUCACAAAACAAAAGGAAUUGAAGAGAAAAAGCACUUCUCUGAAAAAUAGUGCUAGUGCUAGCUCAUCAUCUAUUGGUUCGUUAGAUGGAAAUCAUCCUUCAAGUUCCUCGAACUCUGGAUCAUUUUCGAGCAAUAUCAGUACAGGCAGAAAAAGUACUGUUACAGAAGAAGAUGAUUCUUCAGAGAGCUCUGACUCAUUUGGCUCCGCUGAUCAUGCAUGCAAAGUCACAAUUGUUUCGUUUGUUGAAUUGAAGGUUCAGUCUGCGUUUCUCAUCAAGAAGGUCCUGAAUACGAAAAAUAAGAAUGGAUAUGCUCGCUUUUUAGCUGCAGUGAAAGACUCAAAAGUCAGAGGAUUCCCAAAACCAAAGUUCUCUGAAGGCCUAUUAGAGACAUUGGAUAGUUUCAAAGAACACUAUGCGGAUGCAGAGAUGACUUGGGAGCUCAAUGCAGAGGAUGAGCUUCACGACAUUGUCACAACCCCAGAAAAGAAUAAAACAGUGUUUUAA